Molecule: messenger RNA, 1147 nt
Organism: Rhea pennata
Lineage: Eukaryota; Metazoa; Chordata; Aves; Rheiformes; Rheidae
Gene: GON7
Product: GON7 subunit of KEOPS complex
Exons: 2
Coding region: 24-350 (108 amino acids)
Cellular component (GO): EKC/KEOPS complex
Source: RefSeq, a predicted model, not a curated record
CCGCGCCGGCCCCCGGCGGCGGGAUGGAGCUGCGCGCGGAGCUGACGGGCCGCGACGGGCGGACCUGGCCGCUGCGGGUGCGCUGCGAGGCGGAGGCGGGCGCGGGCGGCGAGCUGCGGGGGCUGCUGCGGGGCCUCGAGAAGCUGCAGGAGCAGGUCACGGAGCUGCUGGGGCCGCUGGUGCAGCAGGAGAGAGAGGCGGCGGGCCGCGGCGGGCCGCGCGGUGAUGUUGGGGAAGAGGAGGAGGAGGAGGAGGAGGAAGGUGAUGAAGACGAAGACGAAAACAACAUUGACGUGAAGGCGAAUGCACAUGGCCCACCUCUAAAACGGACAAAAGUUCAGCAGUCCUGACUAUGGCACGAAAGACUGUAUUUAGGCCUAAAAAGAGACUUUUCAGCUGUAUUGAAUGUAAGUGGGUUUUUUUGGACAGUGGUAGCUUAGGGAUGGGCAGAUUGUUAUUGUAAGGCAGGUGUCAGCAUUUUUGUUCCUUUUGCUUAUUUUUUAAAAAUGACCUUUUUAAACUUCCACCGCUACUUUAAAAUAGAAGCCCUAAUAAAAGGGUGUACGUUGGUAUUAGCAAUGUGGUUUUUAUAGGGAGCAAAUAUUAGGCUGAAAAAAAAUGAGAAGACUUCUCAGUGAAUCAGCUGACAUAGAUAUAAAAGACACUAAGUCUUCUGACCAUUACGUUUUGAAUGGCUUCUCCUGAAUGACAGUAUUUCUUCAUAUGACUUAAAUGAAACUAUUUUAGAAUAAACUAAUAAAAUAUGGAACCUGUUAUUUUGUCAGGUACGGUUUUAAAAUGGUAUAAGACAAACAAGACGUAUGCAGAGAAUACAGUAGCAUAAGAUCACAUGAGUAUUUAAAAAUCAGUUAAAAACGUACAGAUGUGACUCUCUUCCUGAACAAUCCUGUGGGCCUAAAAAAAUGGAAGAUUGUUUCUGCAUAUAAUAUGAAAAGUUUAUGUUAGUCAGCCAUCACCGAAGUACUUCCUGGUUAAAGGUCAUAGGCUAAGUAGAUUGAAAGAGUUGGAAAUAUUAGUCUCCAAAAAUUUUGAAUUUUGAUGAUAGCCAAAAAGCUGACAAGUCAACAUGAUUUUGAUAAUUCUCUUUUAGAUUAUUGUACAAUUAAAACACAACUGUCUAUCUUAA